AUGGGUACUGGGAUAUUGGGUCGUGCUUUCUUUCAAGCAUAUCGACAAGCACUUGCAAAUGCGUCUAAAACUGGCGUUGCGCAGGAAGCAAUGCAGAAUGCUGUUCGUAAAGGAGCAAAAGCCAUUAACGAGCAAGAGGCUAGGCAGAUUCUCGGUGUAACCGAGCAGACCUCUUGGGAAGAGAUAUUACAGAAAUACGACAAACUGUUUGAGAACAACGCGAAAGCUGGGAGCUUUUACCUCCAAUCUAAAGUUCAUCGAGCCAAAGAAUGUCUAGAAGUUGUAUACAGGAGCAAAGCCAACGGUACACCUAGUUAA
This is a messenger RNA of Arabis nemorensis, 318 nucleotides long. The record is from the annotation of a GenBank genome assembly. Lineage: Eukaryota; Viridiplantae; Streptophyta; Magnoliopsida; Brassicales; Brassicaceae.